AUGGAGACUAGCGCAGGGAAAGAAGAUGUCUCACAAGAGUUUUUCAAGCUAUGUGAAGGCUUGUCGGUUGGUGAAAUGGUGACAACUCCCAAAUUCACACUCCUCGAAGUCAUGUCAGCGAUUGAGCUUAUGGAACCAAAGAUGGAUGUCGGAGUUGGAGCGUCACAUCUCAAAACUCUGGAUGACGCUAUUGCAGAUGGACUCUACGGAGAUGAUAUGCCAAUGCAGCUCGCUGUGAUGGAUGCCACACUUGCAAUGGUUGUGGCGUGGCUAGAAGGCUCUUCACUGGGUACCACAGUAUGGACUAAUGUGAUGUUAGCGAAUGUCGCCAAGAUUACACAUCCCCUCUUUCAUCCCUUUGCGGCUGGCAUCAAUCUUCUGGUUCGCAACAUUUACUCACUAGUCAAUAAUGUUGGCAAUCUCGAAGAGCUGCCUGAAGACUUCAAUCCACAAAACCUCUUCAACAACCAAACAUGGAUGCAUCGACGAGACAUCAUUAUAAUGAUGAGAGAACAAAUGCAUGCACUGGAGAGGCAGGGUGCCAGUUGGAGCAAAGAAACCGGCAGUAGACGUGCAGUGGAAAUUUGUACUGCAUGCAGUGCUCGUCUUGAAUUCGUCACCCUGAUGUUGGAUAUCAUGUCGUAUUUGAUGCCUCCAGAGAUUGAAAAUCCCCAUUUUGAUCAUAAAAUCUAUGUGGGAGGUCAUGAACCAAUGUCAGAGAAAGAUUAUGAAGAUCUUGAAAAACUGAGAUUGGAGGAUGCCGAAGAACAGAGAGAAGAACCAAAAGAGGAUACUGUAGAAGAUACGUCACCAGGCAAGAAAGAGCAUAAGAAGAAUGGGAAGAAGCAGAAGAGAAAGAAGAAUAAGAAGCAUGCGAAGCAAGCGAAGAAGGAGUCUCCAAAAACCUCCCCCACUAAACCUGAAGAAGAGAAACCAAACAGCAGCUCCGCGAAUCCUGCCGAAUCAGAAGACGUCGACGAUGAAGAGGAAUACAUGGAGGACGAGGAUGAUUGCUCCUCCUGUGACGAUCCAGCUCAGUUCACACCAAACUUCCAAUUCGCUGCAGUUUUAUCUGAUCGGUUGAUCCAAAUUUCGCAUCUGAUCAAGAAUACAGUAAUCCUUGGAAGACGUGGACCUGAUAAUGAAGAUGGCGACUAUAAAUGGUUGAUGCCAUUCGACUCGAAAGCCUGCGUUCGAAUGAUUCCUGCAUGCUUCCCACGUAGUGUAAAAUAUCCAACACGUAUGGAAGCAGCCGUCUGGUGGACUGAAUGUGCUCAGCGAAUCUAUGACCUUAGUCGUCUGCCACCAAAGUCAACGAAAGACAUCAAUAUGCUUUUCUUCUUCGCCCAGCAGUUCACAGUCAAAUCUUGUGUCUUCACCAGAUCGUUGCUCCAGGUCAUCAUGUUCCCAACCGAUGCCCAUUUGAUGGGAGGGAAUACUACUUGCGCUGAGCCCAUCGAAGAUUCAUUGAAAAACAAUUUCAUGCCGCAGGUUUUGGAUAAAGACUCGCCGGUCCACGAUGAUCCAUUAGCACGACAACUCUACUUGAACUUUUUGAACCAAAUGUCAAAGCUUGCCGUUAAUGUAUACAGUAGCUUCGGUUGCAAUCUGUCCCGACAAAGAGACCGAUUGGAAAUGGCGCUUGAGGAAUUGGCGCAUAUUCAGUUCUACGCAGGACAGGUUGAGAAGCGAACGGAUGAGGUGAUGAUUGCUGCGAAGAUGAUAGAUUGUAAAGAACAGAACUCGUCCUUCCACUCAAUCGCCUCCUUUGUCUUCCAUAACCUGGUUGGAAUCAUCCAUUACUACUUCGAGCUAGGAUUCCGGAUGGAUCUAUUUGUCCCUUACGAGUUCCCCUACAUCUUCUGGUUUCUGGGAGAAAUUGACGCCAAGUGGAUGAUGACAACUAUGGAGCGAUCGCAAGAGAUUCAGUUGAAUUACUGGAAAGGAAGUUCGCUGUCGACGACGUUGAAUCAACGGCGACAGAAGGAGAAGCAAGCAAGGGAGGCGGAUCUGAAGCGCCGAUUCGUUGUUCACCAGUUCAAUGUGUUGAAUCAAUACGCUAUUUCACUGAUAUGCGAGGGAAUUGUCAAGUUGUCAGUGAUUCUGAUUCGCAAAGGAAUCGUUAGGGUGCCCGAUGGUGGAGAUGAAGCUGAACGUCUUCGAUUCGAGCGUCGUUUCGAGCCACUUCAAAAUCUAGGACCACCAUUGAAUGUUAAUUAUGAGCAAUUCAAAGCCAAGACCAGAAUCGAUGAGCUCUACCAAGUGGAGAUGAACGAUCUGAUUGACGCCGCCGCGGAGAAUUUCAACCAGGCAAAGGCGAACCUGGAGCAACUGGACAACACCGUAGAGCAGAAUCGUACCAACUUGUUCGUAGACACAAUGUGGUCCAUGAAACGUCUUCUUAAUUCCAGCGAGCUGCUUCAAAUAACUAAAUCCAAUAUGGUCGCUUGUCGGCUGCUGAAAAUGAUGAACUUGGAAGGACGCAAAGUCGAAUGGACCUAUCCAGAACAGCUUCCAAUGUAUCCGUACCUAUCAAUUAAGUAG
Messenger RNA from Caenorhabditis briggsae, 2544 nucleotides. Gene Ontology annotation, biological process: N-terminal peptidyl-methionine acetylation. Gene Ontology annotation, cellular component: NatC complex. The coding region runs from base 1 to 2544 and encodes 847 amino acids. The record is from RefSeq and is a predicted model, not a curated record. The transcript has 6 exons. Lineage: Eukaryota; Metazoa; Nematoda; Chromadorea; Rhabditida; Rhabditidae.